AUGCCGGACCUGCCGUGCGACGGGGACGGGGUGUGCAUGGCGUGCCGCGCCGCGGCGCCCGCCGAGGUCGACCUGCUGCACUGCACCACCUGCGCCACGCCCUGGCACUCCCCCUGCCUCUCCCGCCCGCCCGCGCUCGCCGACGCCGCCGCCUGGGUCUGCCCCGACUGCUCCGGCUCCUCCUCCCCCUCCGCCGCCGCCGCCGCGCCGGCCCCCUCCCUCGCCGCCGGGGGCGGCGCCGCGGGGGACAUGCUGGCCGCCAUCCGCAGGAUCGAGGCCGACCCCGCGCUCUCCGACCUCGACAAGGCGCGCGCGCGCCAGGAGAUCCUCGGCGGCGCCGCGCAGCGGAAGGCGGCCGCCGAGCAGGAGGACGAGGAUGGGGACGACGACGACGACCCGCUCGUCAAGAGGUUCUCCUGCACCUUCUGCAUGAAGCUCCCCGACCGCCCCGUCACCACACCAUGUGGCCAUAACUUCUGCCUGAAAUGCUUUGAAAAGUGGAUUCAUAGUGGAAAAAGGACGUGUGGGAAAUGCCGGGGACCGAUCCCAGCCAAGAUGGCAGAACAGCCAAGGAUUAACGCAGCAUUAGUUACAGCUAUCCGUAUGGCUAGGACUAAGAAGAAUGCUAAGUCAGCUGGCUCGGCAAAUGCAUAUCAUUACAUAAGAAAUGAAGCUAGACCAGAAGCAGCUUUUACAACUGACAGGGCAAAGAGGUCUGGCAAAGCGAAUGCUGCCAGUGGUCAGAUAUUUGUGACUACUCCACCUGAUCAUUUUGGCCCCAUUCUUGCAAAAAACGACCCAAGAAGGAAUACUGGUGUUCUAGUUGGGGAAACCUGGGAAGAUCGCCUUGAGUGCAGGCAAUGGGGUGCUCAUUUACCUCACGUAGCUGGUAUUGCUGGCCAGUCCACACAUGGUGCUCAGUCAGUAGCACUUUCAGGAGGUUACAUAGAUGACGAGGACCAUGGAGAAUGGUUUCUGUAUACCGGAAGUGGCGGAAGAGAUCUUAGCGGGAACAAGAGAACAAACAAGGAGCAAUCUUCAGAUCAGAAAUUUGAAAAUUAUAAUGCUGCUUUGCGUCUUAGUUGCUUGAAGGGUUACCCUGUUAGGGUUGUACGGUCCCACAAAGAGAAGCGUUCUUCCUAUGCUCCUGAGGAAAAAGGUGUGCGGUAUGAUGGAAUUUACAGAAUUGAGAAAUGUUGGAGGAAGAUCGGUGUUCAGGGUACUUACAAGGUCUGCAGGUAUCUCUUUGUGCGCUGUGACAACGAGCCAGCUCCUUGGACCAGUGAUCUUCAUGGUGACCGGCCAAGACCACUGCCCAAGAUUAAGGAGCUGCAACGUGCAACUGACAUCACUGAGAGGAAAGAAUCCCCUUCAUGGGACUAUGAUGAGAAAGCAGGCUGGAAGUGGGUGAAGGAUCCACCAAUCAGCAAGAAGCCUGUCCAAUCAGGGAACCCUGUAUCUGACAAGGAGAUCAGGAAGUACCAAAGGCAAGCCCGUAUGUCCGUGUCUGAAAGGCUGCUGAAAGAGUUUGGGUGUUCCAUUUGCCGCAACGUGAUAAAAGAACCAAUGACCACUCCCUGUGCCCACAACUUCUGCAAGAUGUGUCUGCUUGGAUCAUUUGAAGACAAGGCUUCUAUGAGGGAGAGAAGCAGGGGUGGCCGCACUCUACGGGCGCAGAAGAUUGUGAAGAAGUGCCCUUUGUGCCCCACUGACAUCUGUGACUUCAUGGAGAACCCACAGAUCAACAGGGAGAUGAUGGAAUUUAUUGAGUCUCUGCAAAGCCAGGCCGCCGAGGAUGCCAAAGUCGCGGAGGAAUCUGAUGAGGAGAAUGAGGAUGCUCUGGAGAAGGAGGAUGGUGACGACAGCAGCUUGAACGAGGAGGAGAAUGACGGUCCUGAGAAGAAGACUGAAGAUCUUGGAGAACAGGAUGCUGAUGUUAAGAAGUUGGUCAAGAUUGUGGUCACGAGCAAGGAAGAAAUUGUCAAGAAGGGUCGGAAGCGCAAAGGAGACGACGAGGAAGGCAAGGAUGAGACGAAGACCAAGAUUGCCGCUGCUGAUGCAGCUGUGGACAAUGCAGCUGAAGAGGAUGCUGUGAAGAAACAGGAGGCGGAGAAGGGUAGUGCUGAAAACAAGGAGGGAGAAGGUGCCCAGCAGCAGGUUCAGAAGAAGCGCAAGGGGCGCGGCGCCGAGACAGCGACCACCGCCACAGCUGGCGGCGGGAAAAGGAAGAAGACUGGUCACGCUGCAGUUGCAGCUGAAGAGAAGAAGAUCGUCAGAUCUGCCACUGUAGGUGGCAGUCCUGCUGCUGCCAGCAGCCCUCGCAGGUCGGUGAGGGGCGGUGUCAAGGGUACUGGUGAGGCUGAUGGUAGCCCUGCUUCCAGGACCAGGAGCUGCGCCAAGGCGGUCGGCAGUGGCAACUGAAGCCCGCCUGAGGCGGAUGAGGAGUCCUGAGGCUACUGCCACCAUUGAUGAUGAAGAAGGCAGAAGCCACAGACCUCAGUUCUUCGAGGUCAGGCUCCGAUUUUUGGCUGGUUUGUUGCGUAUGAUAUAUAACCUAUAUAUAUGUAUUUAGACUGCUUGCUGCGUCUCUUUGAAUGGGAGAUAGGCAGAUUGAACUGGAGCUAGAUUGCUGCCAAUCCUUUUGGGUGAAACAAAACCUUGUAGUCAAAUUGAGUACCCCUGCAUAUUGGUUCUGGAUGUUGGUACUGUUAGUGAUGGUCAA
Messenger RNA from Lolium rigidum, 2722 nucleotides. RefSeq names its product E3 ubiquitin-protein ligase ORTHRUS 2-like. Gene Ontology annotation, biological process: protein ubiquitination; negative regulation of gene expression via chromosomal CpG island methylation. Gene Ontology annotation, molecular function: metal ion binding; ubiquitin protein ligase activity. The transcript has 9 exons. The record is from RefSeq and is a predicted model, not a curated record. Bases 1 to 2421 code for a protein of 806 amino acids. Lineage: Eukaryota; Viridiplantae; Streptophyta; Magnoliopsida; Poales; Poaceae.